AUGGAACAAUCAUUGAUCAAGAGAACUGAUGGAGCCACGGAGGCCCCCUGUGAGGCAGCAGCAGCUGCUGCUGCCGCUGCUGUUGCUGCUGCUGUUGCUGCUGCUGGUGGUGUAAGCAGCAGCAGCAGCAACAGCAGCAACAGCAGCAACAGCAGCAGCAGCCAGGUAGCAGUCAGCAAGCAGCAGCAAGAGUCUGCUGCUGCAGCAGUACGGAGUACUGCAGCAUCCGGUGAACCGCCGCCGCCGCCGACAGCAACAACAGCAGCAACAGCAGCAGCAGCAGCAGCAGCAGCAGCACCCUCAGCAGCAGCAGCAGCAGCAGCAGCAGCAGCAGCAAGGGUCAGCAGCAGCAAACCAGGAGAAGAUGUACAGUGGAACAGCCUCCUAUCAGCAGCAGACACAGCAGCAGCAGCAGCAGCAGCAGCAGCAGCAGGGGGAGGAACUGUUGCUGCUGCUGCUGCUGCUGCUGCUGCAGCUGUUGCUGCGGGAGACGCCAGCCGAGCAGCAGGACAGGCUACGCCGCAUGCGCAGCAACCCUACGAUCUGCAGCAGCAGAGGCAGCAGCAGCAGCAGCAGCAGCAGCAGCAGCAGCACAAUAUCGGCAUCAGCAGCGGGCUAUCCAUUCAAGGGCUCAACAGCAGCAGCAAAAGCCCAGAAGAUAGCAACGCAGGCAGCAGCAGCAUGAAGCAGAAGCAGCAGCAGCAGCAGCAGCAGCAGCAGCAGCAGCAAUCGCAACGACAGCACCGGCAGCACAAUCGGCAGCAGAGGCAGCAGCAGCGUGCUCAGCAGCAGCAGCAGCAUCAGCAGCAGCAGCAGCAGCAGAACUUCUACAAGGGCAGGGGGGCGAUGCUGCUGCCGAAUUACAACGGCAAGAAUGCGUUGCAGCAAUCUGCUGCUGCUGCUGCUGCUGCUGCUGCUGCUGCUGCUCCAGUUGAUGUCUGCAGCAGCAAGCCCGCUCCCCCGGGGCCCCUUCGUGGGCUUUCAGAUUCUACUAUGACGCCAGCAGCAGCAGCAGCUGCUGCUGCAGCAGCAGCAGCAGCAAACAACACCGUUCCUGCUGCUGUCGGGAUGCCAGCAGCAGCAGCAGCAGCAGCAGCAGGCAGCGGCGCGCAGCACUUCUGUCUCCCCUGGGGUUAUACAAAGCCUGUGCUCCCGCCGUGCAGCAGCAGCAGCAGCAGCAGCAACAGCAGCAACAGCAGCAGCAACAACACAACAGCAGCAGCAGCAGCUGCUGCUGCUGCUGCUGCACUGCGAGCCACAAGACCCCCAGCAGCAGAAGCAGCAGCAGCAGCAGCAGCACUGGGUAGGGGCCUGAGUUUCGGGGGUGUAAAGACAGCUCCUCCUCCCCCUUCUUCUUCAUCAGCAGCAGCAGCAGCAGCAGCAGCAGCAGCAGCAGCAAUGGGUUUUCGUAUAGAUGGAUGCAGCAUGGGGGCCCCCCAGGGGCCCCUAAAGGACCUUCGGGGUGUACAGACAGCUGAGGGCCUCGCAAACAAAUAUAGGGCCCCCUUUGUGUCAGCAGCAGCAGCAGCAGCAGAAGCAGCAGCAGCAGCAGCAGCAGCAACUAUCCCUCCUUACUGUUGCAACACAGAAUAUGAUAAGCAGCAGCAGCAGCAACUGCAGCUGCAGCAGCAACAGCAGCAGCAACCACAGUACCAGCAGCAAAGACACUGCUUACCUAGGGGACCUGCAGCAGCAGCAAACCCCUGUGCCUCUCAUCAGCAGCAGCAGCAGCAGCAGCAGCAACAGCAACAGCAGCAGCAGCAGCAGCAGCAUUUCACGGGGCAGCGGAGGAACUCAGACUUCCCGCAGCAGCAGCAGCAACAGCAGCAGCUGCUCCUUUCGCAGCAGCAGCAGCAGCACUUGCCGCCGCCACCGCCGCCACCGCCCCCACCCCCGCAGCAGCAGCAGCAUCACCAGCAGCAGCAGCAGCAGCAACAGCAGCAGCUGCCGCUGCUGCAGGAGCAGCUGCAGGGGCUUUGCAUACCAGCAGCAAAGGGGGGGUACUCCGUUUCUUCUUUUUUCAGCAGCAUCAGCAGCAACGAGCAGCAGCAGCAGCAACAGCAGCAGCAGCUGCAGCAGCAGCAGCAGCAGCUGCUGCUGCUGGGGGAACCAACAACAGCAGCAACAGAAGGAGAUGAAGAGACAGGGGCUUCACAGUUGACCCCUGACAGCAGCACGAGCAGCAACAGCAACGACAACAAGAGCAGCAGCAGCAGCAGCAGCAGCAGCAGCGGAUCUACCGCAGCAGCAGCAGCUGUUGCUGCUGCUGCAGCUGCCGCUGCAGCUGCAAGGAAAAGCGAGCAGCAGCAGCAACAGCAGCAGCAGCAGCAGCAGCAGCAGCAUAAAGGUUUAUGGUGCGGCUCUGUAAUGGGGCUGCAUGCAGCAGCAGCAGCAGCAGCACCGCAGCACCGAAGUUGUUGGGCGCAGGCAGCCCACGACCUGCAGCAGCAGCAGCAGCAGCAGCAGCAGCAGCAGCAGCAGCAGCAGCAGCAGCCGUUUUGGCUGCCUUCAUUAGAUUCUCUAGAUGGGGAUACAGCAUGGCAGGGAGGAGACAGCAGCGGAGACCUUCCUGCUGCUGUUGCUGCUGCUGUAGCUGAAGCAGCGAGUGUUGCUGCAGCAAACAGCAGCAGCAGCAGCAGCAGCAGCAGCACAAGUACCAGUAGCAGCAGCAGCAGCAGCAGCGUUCCCUCUAAUGAUAGAAGACGGGGGAAGCAGAAUCUAUUUGCUGCAUUUCAGAGUGAAAGAAACGCAGCAGCAGCAGCAGCAGCAGCAGCAGCAGCAGCAGCAGCAACACCACGAGAUAUGGGGGAGCUCGCGCAGCUGUCUCCUACUGCAGCACUAAUUGCUGCUAUUUGGGGGGCAGAAGAACCCUCCUCUCGUCCUGUUGCUGUCUCUAAGUAG
Eimeria mitis is the source of this 2901-nucleotide messenger RNA. RefSeq names its product zinc finger (CCCH type) protein, putative. Lineage: Eukaryota; Apicomplexa; Conoidasida; Eucoccidiorida; Eimeriidae. Gene Ontology annotation, biological process: positive regulation of apoptotic process; intracellular signal transduction. Bases 1 to 2901 code for a protein of 966 amino acids. The record is from RefSeq and is a predicted model, not a curated record. Gene Ontology annotation, molecular function: protein serine/threonine kinase activity. Gene Ontology annotation, cellular component: nucleus. The transcript is spliced from 5 exons.